Molecule: messenger RNA, 1929 nt
Organism: Paracoccidioides lutzii Pb01
Exons: 1
Coding region: 1-1929 (642 amino acids)
Source: RefSeq, a predicted model, not a curated record
AUGCCAAGUAAGGAAAAGAUUCGGAGAAACGCAACCCGACUUGACAAACCCGACAAACCCAACCAACCCGUUCAACUCGAAUCGACCACAACCACAACUCGACACAACAUUCGACAACACACUAGACCCACUCGACUGUCCAAACCAAGAGUCAACCGCCAGCGACAACGAUGUAGACUUGCGUUGGAAGGGAAUGUACUGAGUCAGAAGACCCUGACUCAGAUUGACUUUGUGAAACGGGCGCAGGCGUUGUUGGCCCCUGAUGGCGACGACAAUGAGGGUGAUCUAGGGUACAUUGAUAGAGACGAUGGAAAUGGUGAUUAUGGGCUAUCUGCUAGCUUGCCAAAAAGGUCGAGGAAGAGUACGGGGAAAGGAAGAGGAAGUAGCAGGAGAAAUGUGGCUGAGCACGAUGAGGACAAUGAUGAUCGAACUCUCACCCAAAUGGGAUAUGUUCCAACCUCUAGACUUAAGGGCCAUAUCGGCAGAAUCCACCUGUCGCGCAGUAGAUCGGGUGGGAAGAAAGGUGGGGUCAAGAUGGAGACUAUUGGGGAAGAGCCGGAGGUGGAGAUCAGUGACAGUGAUGUUCUGAGCCCCAGGACCAAGACCGCACACCAAAUGCUCAGAACAAACAAGAAAAGGAAAGCCUCUGAGGUCGACAUUCGCCAACCAUUGCAAGGAGUUCCCUCAUCUCGAUAUGUUGACAGUGAUUCAACCUCAAAGAUACCUGUGACAGCACGGAAAUCAAUUAGACUCGUGGUGCCAUCAUCACAGUCACCAGAUAGCCCGAGUCUCCUGUUAUGUCCACGGACGUUCAAGGAGACUCCGCCCAGGUUCCCGCUUGCACAGGUAUUCUGCAAUGUGACGCCAAAGAAAGUAGAUUCUCCCGUUGUGAAGGUUGAGCCUAAGACGCCCGUACGCCCUUCACUGAUCGCACAGUAUGAAAUCCCCGAAUCGCCUUUUAAUUCAACUUCAGCUAGCUCUCCUCCCCGGAGUUGUGCAGUGGAAUCACCAAAGAAAGUGAAAACAACACCUGCCACAUCCUCACCAUUAAAACCGGAAGAUAACAUCGACGAGACGCUCUCUACGUUAUCCCAUUCUCUGCCAAUUCAAUUGCCUGAAUAUGACCCCACAAACGCUGAUACAAAUACCCAUGUCCCCCAAAAACCUAGAAAAAUGGUUAUAUACGAGACAGACGCAGAAUCAGAGGAAGAGGAAUUCCAUGACACAACUUCUCAUGUUUCCGCCGACGAGUACGAUUCACAGCGUACCAAAAGCCAAAAAUUACAUCAAGCUGAAACUCAAUACGAAGACAUAAAUGACCUGCAUGGCCUGCCCACCCAACGUAGGAGUUCAGUUGCUAAUCAGGAGACCUGCAAUGAUCUACCGGGAGCAAUUCUUGGAUCCGAGCCGUCCAUGCUCUAUUACCGCAAGCCCAUGAGUUUUGCGUUUGACCCAGGCUCCGAACUUGAUAAUAUCGAUUCACAGAAGCUAGCGGAACUCUUUCCAAGUCCUGACUUGGGAGAUCGGGAAUGCCUCGCCCCUCCACUUUCAACAAUCCCGGAAGAACUGGAAGAGGCUCAAAAUAAGGGCCAUAAAGCCCAUGUGCCAAAGCCAGCCAAGGAUCUGACCGAACCGCAUCGCUUAUUUGUCCCCGAUUCCCCACCACAUCGGCACGCUGUCGUUGCACCGGAGCGGAAUGUUCUACCACCGUCGUCGCCUCCAGUCCUUUUGGUUGCGUCCUCAGAACAAAGCGACAAUGAUGAAGGACAGCAAGGUCGCGCUGAGUCGCAGGUUACCAAUGGUCAGGGACUCGUAACUGUCAGUCAAUUGUUGACGGAUAGCAUGAUGGAAAGUGUUCCCGAGCUGCCGGUCUGGAUGUCAAGUCAGUAUCUUACGCAGGAAGAGGAGGAGGCGAGUGUUGAAGAGUAA